Ananas comosus (pineapple) is the source of this 872-nucleotide messenger RNA. Its product is annotated as heavy metal-associated isoprenylated plant protein 21-like. NCBI's taxonomy places the organism in Eukaryota, Viridiplantae, Streptophyta, Magnoliopsida, Poales, Bromeliaceae. The transcript is spliced from 4 exons. Gene Ontology annotation, molecular function: metal ion binding. The coding region runs from base 83 to 538 and encodes 151 amino acids. The record is from RefSeq and is a predicted model, not a curated record.
CCCACAUCUACGUACCUCUAAUCAACUCUCUCUCUCUCUCUCUCUCUCUCUCUCCCUCCCCGCACCAUUAAUUAUUACGAGGAUGGGUGCGCUUGACCACCUCUCGGAUAUGUGCAGUGCCACAGAAACAAAGCACGCAUUGAAAAUUAGAAAGAGGAGGCCACUGCAGACUGUGGACAUCAGGGUGAAGAUGGACUGCGAUGGCUGUGAAAGGAGAGUAAAACAUGCACUUACCUCUAUGAGAGGUGUGAUAAAUGUAAACGUGAAUCGGAAGCAAAGUAGGGUGACGGUGACAGGCCAUGUGGAACCCAAUAAGGUGAUGGAGAGAGUGCUGAGCACCGGAAAGAAGGCCGAGUUCUGGCCCUACAGGCCUUACAAUCUCGUCACCUUUCCCUACGUUCAGGGAGCUUACGACAAGAAAGCGCCGUCAGGUUUUGUGCGCAAUGUGCCUCAGGCCAUGGUUAGCCCCAGCGCGCCGGAACUCACGUACAUGACGCUGUUCAGCGACGAGAACACCCACGCUUGUUCCAUUAUGUAAAGAAAUCGAUCUGAGGGCCAAAAAAGCAUGCAUAUAUAUAUGGGAGUAUAAUUAAUUAAUUCAGAGAAGUUGCAUGCGCUAGCUAGCUCUUCAAUGCUCACUACUGCAGGUUUUCUUCCUAUAUUAUUAUAAGAGCGGUUUAUGUACGUACGUAGUUUUCCUACUUGUAGGAUAUAUAUAUAUAUAUUCUCUAGUAGUAACUUGAGUUUGCGGAUUAAUCUUCUCGCGCGCCGAUGAAUAUUUCUCUAUUAACCUUAUGAGGUUUCCUUAAUUUAGCAGUUGUUGAAUGUCUAUUAUUAUUUAAGUAUUAUUAAUACACAGCUCCUCUUAAUUA